Molecule: messenger RNA, 1177 nt
Organism: Epinephelus lanceolatus (giant grouper)
Lineage: Eukaryota; Metazoa; Chordata; Actinopteri; Perciformes; Serranidae
Source: RefSeq, a predicted model, not a curated record
GAGUGCUGGGAACACGCUAUCCACGGCUAUGUUUAUCAUCAUUCUUUGCUUUCAUGAGGAAUUGUAAAUGUAAAUGUAGUAUAUUUAAUUUCCAGUGGUCUGACUAUCUAUGGGGUGAUGCGUUAGAAUUUAAAUGGUGUAGCAUUACUUAAGUCUAAUGGGGCUGCUGGAUAAACUGUCGGGCUGGCUCGGCCUGAGGAAGAAAGAGGUCAACGUUUUGUGUUUGGGACUGGACAACAGCGGCAAAACUACCAUCAUCAACCAACUCAAACCAUCUAAUCAUUCGAAUCAUUUAGGCCCAUUGUCAGAGGAGUGGAAACAUGUUAGUCAGACACAGGCACAAGAAAUAGUCCCAACAAUUGGCUUCAACAUUGAAAAGUUCAAGAGUUCAAGCUUAUCUUUUACAGUCUUUGAUAUGUCUGGGCAGAGCAGAUACAGAAACCUAUGGGAGCAUUACUACAAAGAGAGCCAUGCCAUCAUAUUUGUCAUUGACAGCGGUGACAAACUGAGAAUGGUUGUUGCCAAAGAGGAGCUGGAUACCCUUCUCAAUCACGAAGAUAUCCGCAACAAAAAGAUGCCAGUAUUGUUUUUUGCUAACAAGACGGAUCUACGGGAUGCCAUGUCUUCAGUCAAGGUCUCACAGAUGUUGUGUUUGGAGAACAUCAAAGACAAACCCUGGCACAUCUGUGCCAGCAAUGCUAUUAAGGGAGAGGGCCUACAAGAAGGGCUGGACUGGCUACAAGAACAAAUUGCACAAUCAUAUCAAAACAAUGAGCACAUGAACGACUGAAAUGCCUGUGACCAUGGACACGAUGUGGGUGUGGUAACCGGAUCUCAUUUACCACCUGGAGUAUUCAUCACACUUGAUGUUGUAGGCCUUAAACGUCAAUGUUAAAUGACCUAGUACUUCCUGUGCACGCUACGACUUUGACACAAUGUCUUUGAUAAAACAAAAUCCUGCCAUUAGUACAAUUUAUGAGCGACCACUCUGUACUGGAAAUGUGCUUAAUAUCAAACCUGGAAAUGUGCUUAAUAUUGUUUCAGUAUACAGUCAUAUUUAAACAUUUUUAUGUGAAGCUGCUUUUUUAUGCCAAGAUGUAUUUAACAAAUUUCAUCAAAAUGCUGUCAGUGCUGGCUGUUGUACUGCCUGGACGAUAAUAAAAGCUUGUUAUUUGCU